This is a messenger RNA of Drosophila eugracilis, 486 nucleotides long. RefSeq names its product mitochondrial import inner membrane translocase subunit Tim13. The coding region runs from base 93 to 347 and encodes 84 amino acids. The record is from RefSeq and is a predicted model, not a curated record. Lineage: Eukaryota; Metazoa; Arthropoda; Insecta; Diptera; Drosophilidae. The transcript has 2 exons.
CCAUCCCACUGUUAAGUUUGUGUGGUUGGUGGCUGAAGUUGUUGCCAUAUUUCGUAGCUGAAUUAAAGUAUAGUUUAUAUAAAAUACAACAAAUGGCCAUGGCUAAUGUUGAUAAGGGCGAACUUAUGGAUCAGGUAAAGCAACAGAUUGCUGUUGCGAAUGCCCAGGAAUUGCUCACACAAAUGACGCAAAAGUGCUUUAAGAAAUGUGUCAACAAGCCGGGAACGUCUCUCGAUAAUUCUGAACAGAAAUGCAUUUCCAUGUGCAUGGACCGGUUUAUGGAUUCGUGGAACCUCAUCUCUCGGACUUAUGGCCAAAGAUUACAGCGCGAACAAUCAAAUUUCUAGAGAACACACAUCGGCUUCUGCAUUUUGGGGCAGAUCGGGACUAACUAUAUCUGCCAGCUAUUGAUUAGUUGUAAUAUAUACAGUUUAAUAAUGCAAUAAAAACAUGCGUUACAUGUGUUACGUGAUUCUGAUAACACAA